Cercospora beticola is the source of this 1674-nucleotide messenger RNA. RefSeq names its product LLM class flavin-dependent oxidoreductase. The record is from RefSeq and is a predicted model, not a curated record. Lineage: Eukaryota; Fungi; Ascomycota; Dothideomycetes; Mycosphaerellales; Mycosphaerellaceae. Gene Ontology annotation, molecular function: alkanesulfonate monooxygenase activity; oxidoreductase activity, acting on NAD(P)H. Gene Ontology annotation, biological process: alkanesulfonate catabolic process.
CUUGAAGGCCGUUUCUGGUGGCAAGCUGCGAUUCGGCAUCGAUUGUAAUGGCAAAGACUCAGCAACUUCCUUGCAAGAAGCUCUCACCCAAUCCGAUACCGGUGCGCGCUCACACUUGCUGGGUCUGAACGGAUUACCAAAGUCUGUGGGCAGAGGCGUUAUGCAUCACAAGCUCCCCAUCAAGGUCUUCCAUGAGGCGCCCAUUGUUGGCGAGGCCAUUUCAGUGUGGCUGGAAGAUCUGCUCGUGCACAAGAGUCUUCAAUUGCCUGAGGUUGAGAUCGCUCAAGGUGGUCUCGCAGGCAUCAAUGAUGCUCUGGACCGCAUGCGCACUGGGAAGAUUGGCGGGAAACGCGUUGUUGUGCCUGUUGGCGAGGAGGGCAAGUCUGGCCCAGGCACGCCACUCAGCAAUGGCGCUGUUCCAAAUGGCAUCGGUGCAACAGCCACUGAGAACCAGUCACUUGAGUACGCAGAUUCUCUCAACUCCGAUCCGGACCGCGUCAGAUUCGCAUAUUGGGUGCCAAACGUGUCUGGCGGUCUUGUCAUCUCAAAGAUCAAGCAAAACACGCAUUGGGGUCUGAAGUCGAACGUUACAUACGCCAAAACCGCCGAACGUGUCGGCUUCGAGUAUGCCCUCUCACAAAUCCGCUUCAUGGCUGGAUACGGUGCAGAAUAUCAGCACGAGCCAGUGUCCAUGUCGCAGGCACUGCUUCACGAGACUCAAAGGCUUAAACUUAUUAUCGCACUUUUGCCCGGACCCUGGAAUCCAGCUGUUGCUUCGAAGAUCAUUGCUUCUAUCGAUCAGUACAGUGAAGGCCGAGCUUGUGUCAACAUCGUCUCUGGUUGGUUCAAGGCAGAGUUCACCGCCAUCGGUCAAUGGUGGCUCGAUCACGCCGAGCGAUACCGUCGUUCCAACGAGUUCAUCCGAUGCCUCAAGGGCAUUUGGACCAACGACACGUUCACCUUCAAGGGCGACUUCUACCAAUUCCACGAUUUCCCACUGAAGCCGAAGCCGCUCAACUUGCCUGGGCGCCCACAUCCUGAGAUCUUCCAGGGUGGCAACUCCGACGAUGCGAAAGAGAACGCAGGCAGUGUCUCUGAUUACUACUUCAUGAACGGCAACACACUCGAAGGCUUCCAGGCACAGAUUGGCGAUGUCAAAGAGCGGGCUAAGAAGAACAACCGCGAGGGACAAGUCGGUUUUGCGCUCAACGCUUUCGUCAUUUGCAGAGAAACUGAAGAGGAGGCUAUUCGCGUUCUGCAAGAGAUCCAAGGCAAGGCUGAUCCAGAGGCCGUUGAGGGUUUCAGACAACAGGUGCAGAACGCCGGUGCCUCGACUGGCAACAAGUCUGGCAUGUGGGCAAACAGCAAGUUUGAAGAUCUGGUGCAAUACAACGAUGGCUUCAAGACCAAGCUGAUUGGCACGAAGGAGCAAAUCGCAGACCGUAUUGUGCUGUUGAAGAGCUUGGGUGUCAACAUCAUCCUGACAGCUUUCUUGCACUAUGACACGGAGAUUGAGCAAUUCGGUCGCGAGGUCCUGCCUCUCGUCAGAGAGUUGGAGAGACAAGGUCGCGGCAAGGACACGGCCGAUGAGAUCAGAAGGACGGGAGAUGUGUACAAGGCGAAGGAGAAGAAGUAAGCGGGAUCAUUCUCCUUCUUCUUGUUGCUUGUUGCAGU